CGCGUCACAGAGCUCAUCCACGAGUUUCACACCAUACAGCACAGCAUAGCCGCCGUGCCUACCGAGCCUCCCGACUCGGAAGACUAUUACACCGAGGGAUGGACCACCCUUCGUCAAUGUGCCAUCGACGGCCAGAACAUUCUCGACUGCGCCGCCGACACCACCGUCCCUACCCCGGGGGGUGGUGAGGAGGAGCAGCGCAAGGCUGAACUCAAGCAAGUCCUGCUCGACGCUUACUCGAGACGUCAUGAAGGUCAAAAGACCCGCAUGCGUCAAGACGCGGUCCAGAGAUGGAUCGAGUGGCGCAGCAUCAUCCUCGCGGGGGGCAGACCAAACAGGCAGAACCGCAACCAGCUUUUGGCAUGCGACCAGCAGCUUCACAGGGGUCACCAGGAACUGGCUUCCAUCACCGAUGAGCUGGUCUACAGAGAUUGCCAAAUGUCCGACAUGUUUGUAGGCCGCUGGACGGCCGAGGAUCCUAGUCUUCAUGCUGUCAAGCGCUGGCUUCGAGGACGGCGAUGA
Messenger RNA from Geosmithia morbida, 522 nucleotides. RefSeq lists its product as uncharacterized. The transcript is spliced from 3 exons. The annotation marks the transcript as partial. The record is from RefSeq and is a predicted model, not a curated record. Lineage: Eukaryota; Fungi; Ascomycota; Sordariomycetes; Hypocreales; Bionectriaceae.